Aegilops tauschii subsp. strangulata is the source of this 3310-nucleotide messenger RNA. RefSeq lists its product as uncharacterized. Lineage: Eukaryota; Viridiplantae; Streptophyta; Magnoliopsida; Poales; Poaceae. The record is from RefSeq and is a predicted model, not a curated record.
UCUAUUGCUGUUUUUUAAUCUCUUCUCACCGUCGUCCGGUGGAGCAAAUGGAAAUGGACAAGCAGAGUCGCCUUAGAAAUCUCGCAACCUGAUUAACGCGCUCGGCUCGGCUCGGAUCUUUUUCUUUUUGUGCAGUUCCGCCGGCUCCCUAAUUAAGAUUCCCCUUUCUCUCCCCCUCCUCCUCCUCUCUCUCCUCCACCUCCCCGCGGCGCGGCGCGGCGCAAUGAUUUCCGGCCCCCUGCUGCUCCGGUACCGGCCGGGAGUACACUAGCCAGCAGGAGAGCAGGAGGCGGAGCUCCCACCAAAUCUGCUCCGCGUCACCUGCCGUGCGCCCGUGCCGCUCCUAGGCGGCCGUAUCGACAGGAGGAUCGAUUUCGGCCUCGGCCGGGGGUCGUCGGCGCGGCGCGGCGGGAUGUUCAAGCUCCACCGCCACCGCUCCUCGGACCGGAGCGUCGGCGAGCGCUUCGAGUUCAGGUUCUCCAGCUUCCGCGCCGUCAUGGUCCCUGCAGUAUCGGACAGGAUGUUCCUUUCGAUAGUCUCUGUGGAUACCGGGAAAACCAUCGCCAAAUCCAGUAAAGCGGCUGCCCGCAGUGGAAUCUGCCAAUGGCCCGAUUCCAUAUCGGAACCGAUAUGGUUUUCUCGAGACGCAGUGUCAAAAGAGUUCGAUGAGUGCCAAUACAAGAUUGUUGUUUCUGUGGGAUCAAUAAGAACUGGUAUUCUUGGCGAAAUUUUCCUAAACCUGUCCAACUUUCUGAAUUUGGCGGACCCAACUGCCAUCUCUAUGCCGUUGAAGAGAUGCAACUCUGGAACAGUUUUGCAGCUUAAGGUUCAAUCUCUUGGCACAAAGCCUAAGUUGGGUGGUGUGAGAUCUUCAAGGGACAUGCCUCCUCGUAUCAGUGACCAUUGUCUAAUAAAUGACGACAUGGAUAACAAAUCAGAUGGCUCUGAUAAUACGGCCAACAGGAGUGUCCGUUCUGCGUCAGGAACUCCUUUAGGGGGCACUUAUCAAGAUGAACCUGGAAACAGGGAAAUGAGUUUCUCAGCAUCAGGGUCUCACCGGAGUUCCAAUUCUGGAGAUAGUACCCAAGAUAGAACAAAUUUGUCUCCGAUAGACAACACUAAUGGUGGAUUGUAUGUCGGAAGGCAGGAUUCAGGUAGUUCCUAUGUCAGCGCUGGCCGUGGUGAUGAAGGAUUGAGAUCAAACAAUUCAUCUUUCAGUUCCCGGGCUUCAGGUCCAAACAUGCUGCAAGGAAAUACUCCCAAAUCCUUUUCAAAUGGGAUUGCUCAGUCAUCAUUGGGGACAACUGAUUCAUCUAAAGAUCUUCUUGAAGCUGCUGAAGAAACAAUUGAAGAACUCCGUGAUGAGGCAAAAAUGUGGGAACGACAUUCUCGCAAAUUGAAGGCUGAUCUAGAGGCGCUGAAGAGGGAAUGUUCUGAGAAAUCAAAGCAACAGACUGAGCUAGCACUUGAACUGUCUGCUGCACAUGCUGAGCGGGAUUCUUACAGGCACGAAAUUGAAGAAUUGAAGUCAUCACGGCAAGAGUCAUCUCGGCAAGAGUCGUUUCGGCCAGAGUUAAGCAGACGGCAAAUAAAAUCUGUAACCCCCAAACGUGGGGACUGGAUCAACAUGGAGAAGGAAGUAGAAGACGAGAUGAAGUUUCUGAAAGAAUCAAAUGCAAGCUUACAGGUACAGCUGAAGAGCACUCAAGAGGCAAAUAUAGAGCUUGUUUCUAUUCUUCAGGAACUGGAAGAGACCAUAGAAGAACAAAGAGCGGAGAUAUCUAAAAUUUCUGAGGCCAAGGAUGUCACUAAUACAGAUGUAUUGAAGAAUGGGUUGUUAGUCAAAGAAGAGACAGAAUGGGCUAGGAAACUGUCAAUGAAAGAAGAUGAAAUCAAUACUUUGAGGCAGAAACUAGAUCGCCUUCUCAGUAUUGAAAAUGCAGGUGCCGCAGGUUCUGAUACCGUUUAUCUUGAAUUGGAGAAAGAAAAUGAAACUCUAAGGGUAAAAAUACAAGAACUUGAGAAAGAUUGUUCUGAACUAACAGAUGAAAAUCUGGAGCUUAUAUAUAAGCUGAAAGAAAGCGGUGUGGGAAAAGGGCAGGAUUCUCAUGUUUCAAACAACAGUGAAUUGCAAAUUGAAAAGCUUACAUCACAAAUAUAUCAACUGGAAGAGGAACUUAGAGACAAGGAAAUGAUGCAUGACGGCAGUUUUACCGAGUCAUCAGUGUCUAAUGCCAAAGAGUUACAGAGGAAGUGUGCUGACCUUGAGCUGAAGCUGCUACGUUUUAGGUCUCAAGGCUUUGAGCUAGAAGAGAAGUUCCGAAAAAGCCAAGAAGAACUAGAACAAAAAAAUCUUGAGUUAUCUAAGCUGAGAGAGGAGCUUGAAGGCUUGGAAGGUGGUGAAACUGGUGGUGCGAGAGGAUACCAAUUUAGAGAAGAUCUAGAGGAUAAUGAAUCUGAGACAGAUAUACUGAAGACCAGAGUCCAGCUACAACAGCAGGAAAAUGAUGACUUGCGGCGCUCCAAAGUCGAAACGGAAAAUUUGAUGUCUGAAAUUCAGGCAGAGAAGAGUCUGUUAGAGGAACGCUUGGCAGCAUCAGUUAAAGAAAGUAGCAUCACUUCCAAAUGCUUGGAUGAAUUGCAACAAGACAUUUUGGUGCUUUCUAGCAGCAUAGAUUCCCAUGUGUCUGCUAAUAAGGUUCUUGAAAGAAAGAUAAAUGAACUCGAGAGCUGCAAAGCAGAACUAGAGUUACAUAUAUCAGAGCUUGAACAGGAAAAUAUAGAGUUGUCAGAACGCAUAUCUGGACUGGAAGCCCAAUUAUCUUACAUUACAAAUGAGAAGGAGUCAAGUGAGCUGCAGAUGCACGACUCAAAAUCCCUUGUCAUCAGUCUCAAAGAUAAAGUAGAGCGACAACAAGUGGAGAUGGAUACUCAAAGGGUUGAGUUUAAACAAAAACAGCAAGAAACACAAAGAAAACUGUCGGAAGCACAGGACGAUUCAGAAGUUCUGAGAAGAUCUAAUUCUAAUCUGCAAUCUACAGUUGAGAACCUUAUUGAAGAGUGCAGUUCCCUUCAAAAUCUGACUGCAGAUCUCAAGAGGCAGAAGUUGGAAUUGCAUGGCCGUUUUAUGCAACAAGAGCAGGAAUUGGAUAACUCGAAAAAAAGGAUCCUUGAUUUUUGUAAAACAGUGGAGUUCCUAGAAUCAAAGCUUUCUUCUCUUCAGAAGGACAUAUCUUGCAAAGAGCAAUCAUUGCUGUCAGAACUGGAGAGUAUAUUCCAGGAGCACACACAGAGCAAGAAGAAAAGAUAA